Cuscuta europaea is the source of this 2694-nucleotide messenger RNA. NCBI's taxonomy places the organism in Eukaryota, Viridiplantae, Streptophyta, Magnoliopsida, Solanales, Convolvulaceae. The record is from the annotation of a GenBank genome assembly.
UUUGGAUUUUAUUUCAUAGAAAUGGUGAGAGACAAAAGAAGAUAACGAAUGAAGUGAGAUGAAGAAUAGAUAAUUCGCUAGCAGAUGCACUAAUUAGCGGUUGACAGCAAUGAUUCCAAUGAAAAGUGAGGGUUUUGUACGAUGAGUACGUCUCCUUCUUCGCUGACGGCGGCGCAGCCGCCAACUUCGACCUCAAUUCCUUCUUCAACGGCGUGGCAGGGUAAAUCGUUUGUAGAUGUUGUUGCUGAGCGUUCAUCCGGAUCGCUAUCAGAAAAAACUCACUAUCAAGGGGAUGCCUGCUAUUUCUUUCCCGAAGUGUGAUAUCAAGAUCCUAGCAGAACGUCAUAAACACUCGCUGAUUCGUUAUUUCUACCGUGGACGCCCUAAUUUGGAUACGCUUCGUAAAUCUAUGGAGAAAAUUGGAUUCAAAGGAGCUUUCCAUUUAGGGGCAUUGGAGAUAAAGCACGUGUUGAUUCGCUUUGAGCACGAGGAUGAUUACUUUAGAAUCAUGGUCCAUUCAAGGGAAGGUCAUGCGGGUUACCAAGUGGUCGCCUACCUUUAGGCCAAACGUGGAAGAUGGAUUUUGCUAGAUAUUCGGUUGAUAUGGGUAACCUCGAGCGCAACCGAACGAACGAGCUUGCGAGGAAGAGAUCCCGCAAAGGUAAAUCACAUAUCGGCUCUUCAUCUCAAAGCCAAGAUAAUUUGAUACGGGUUACGCAAGGAGGGAUGUGGAUGCGAUGACCGACGAACAAUUAGAACAAGAAUUGCACCGACAUAAUAGUCGCUUUUUCCAAGACCAAUCGAGGACCAUUGACGAAGAAGAGCCACGGCGACGACGAGGAGGAGGGUGGCGGCAGCCACGACGCCGACGAGCCUGCCUCAUCCCAAACCGGUACGAAAAAGUAAAUCUGAACUAAUGGCUAGUAAUUUUUCUAAGUGGAAGGACCCGAACACCGGGAAUUGGACCGCAACUUGCAAUUGGUGCAAGAAAAAUUAUAGCUUGGGGAUUUCCGGCGGAUACGGAUCCGCCACAAGACAUCUUAAGUCCAAACACCCGGUGGAGUAUGCAAAAUUAGGCGGCAGAACGGGGAAGCAAACUCAAAUAUCGAGGUUUGCAAAUAACCAACAAGCUUUUGAUAAUUUCUCAUACAAUGAUGCACAAAAUUUGACUGGUACGGCUAACUUACUUGUUGAAGAAAAUUUGCCUUAUUUGUUUUCUGAAAUUCUUGCUUUUCGUGAUUAUGCACAAACAUGUUUAAAUCCUCAAUAUAGAGGUUAUAGUCGCAAAACGGUUAAGAAAGAAAUUUCAAGGCUUUAUGGUGCGGAAAAGGUAAGGUUACAAAAUUAUUUUGCAAACUUUGAUGGGCGUGUUACUGUAUGUUCUGACAUAUGGGAGGACACUUAUCAUAAUUUACAUUAUUUGGAUCUGACUGUACAUUAUAUUGAUAAUGAUUGGCAUAUGCAUAAACAUCUCGUGCUAUAGUGAAUGUAUGCAUUUUUAUUAUUAUUAGAUGGAAAGUGACUAUUAUGUACAUCCCGUGCUAUAGUGAAUGUAUGCAUUAUUAUUAUUAGAUAUGGGAGGACACUUAUCAUAAUAGUCACUUUCCAUCUAAAAAUGAAGUAUAGAUCAUGUUCAUGAUUUCAUUCUUUAAUACAAUUUAAUUUAAUAAUAUGAUUCUAUAUAUCUAGCAUUCAUUAUACUAUAGAUAAAAAAUUCAAAGAGUCUAUUGGUUUGAAACCAAUUAAGCUCAUCCUACAUAUUAGAACACUUGUCAUAUCUUUGACUUUUAACUUUAGAAAACCAUUAUUUACACCAAGUUAGGAAAUCAUCAAUGUCACUUUUCAAACAAAGUGUAGUAAUCAAUAUCUAACUAUAAGGAUUUGCUCCAUCACAACUUCGUGGUUAUUUAUAAUUUAUGCUAUGCAUAGUAACUAUAGUAAUAUUCAUGUCCAUUAUUUCUAAUUAGGUAAUAUUUAUGAAAUAAUCUCUAGUUUUUAUGACCGCGUAGCGGGGGCACAAUUUUUAUCUUUAAGUACUAAUCUUAAACUUCGGGGUCGGAAGCGGGGGCACUUGCCCCCUAGGUCCUCCACUGGAUAUAAUACAUAAAAAAAGUUAAAUUUAAUUAGUAAGACCCAACUUGGUAUUAAAAAACACAUUGGGGACCAUUUCAAUAAGCAUACUUCAUGAUCUAUACUUCAUUUUUAGAUGGAAAGUGACUAUUAUGAUUGGCAUAUGCAUAAACAUCCCGUGCUAUAGUGAAUGUAUGCAUUAUUAUUAUAGACUCAUAUGUACAUUAUAUCUGACUGUACAUUUUUAGAUGGAAAGUGACUAUUAUGAACAUCCCGUGCAACGCACGAGUAAGAAAUCUAGUAUUUUUAAAUUGUGAUUGAGAUUUUAUUAAGUGGAUAAAGUAAAAUGAUACCAGCAACGUAUUUCUUGUUAGAGCCGGAAUAAGAUAUUUAAUUAAGAUAAUUCAAAAAAGAAAAUAAGACAUUAAAAAUGAGACGUAAAGAGGAUGUGAUUUCAUAGACACGAAUCUGAUAUCCACUGGAACAAGGAUUAAGCCAGUGGUUGAACUAAUAGAACGUUAAUGAAUUCUAGAAUUCAAUAUAGAUAUAAAAUAUAGUGUGUUUUAAUCUAAUCUUAUUUAAUCCAAAUAAAAUAAAUCAAGGGAACAAGUCAUUAGAGCGUCU